CUCAUUAUUUCGCUAGAGGAACUGAAGGGGAGGAGAAGAAGGCGAAGAAGCGGCGAGGGGGGCGGGCAACAGACUGCCAGCAGCUGUUGCUGGUUUCACAAUGGGGCGGCCCCUGUUGGCCAGGGGCAGAGAGGCAGCUCAGAGCGAAAGGCGACUCGCCGUCGGACGCUACGUUGUAUCCCUGAUCCGGAUGGUGGGAUCGCCUCGUACUCGGACAGGGCGCCUGCCUCCCUCUUCCUUCGGCUGAUGCUGUAGUCUCCUCAGAAACCUGUCUGCUACGUGGUGGGCAUCCUGGACGUCCACCACGGGCCGGAGGAGCAGGGCCCAGCUGUAGAAGAUGUCCAUAAGUUAUCCAAAAUGUCUGGUGCUGUGCCUUGGCCUUGUGACGGUGCUGCUGAUUCUCUACCUGCUGUUCGUCAUCCCCCGUUUACGGCCUGUACAGCCUUACCCCAGCAGGCAGCCAAGUGGGACCCCUAAUACCCCAAAGACCUCCAAGCCUGGCCAGACGACAGAGCCCACGUACAUCGGCGAUAAGUAUGCUGUAGACUAUGUGCCUUUUCAGACGAAGUGCCAGGAUGGCAUCCGGCAGAAGGUGAAGCUCACAAACUUUAGUAAGACGUUCCUGGACCGGAUUCCGGUUCUCCAGUGGCACAAACAUGCCACACCACAGGAGUAUGAGCGGCUCCGCCGGUACCCUGGGGCUCAUGGCUGGGGAAGCGUUGACUACAACACUGUCUCGGAGACGUUAUCCAUCCUCAACAUAUCGGCCAGCCGCCUCAUGUUCGAUGACUGGGAGACCCGGGCCAACGGCUCCUCCUGUAUCCGCUGUGCCGUGGUGGGGAAUGGUGGGAUCCUGCAGGGAUCCAAGAUGGGUCGCGAGAUCGACCAGCAUGACUACGUCUUACGGACCAACGGAGCCGUGAUCCAGGGCUUCGAGGAGGACGUGGGCUCGCGCACCUCCCUGUACAUCUUCUCCACCAAUACCUUGAGGAACUCGAUGCGUGCUUAUGCCAAGCAAGGCUUCCAGGGUCCGCCGCAGUCCGAGGAGACCAGGUAUGUGUUCCUGCCUGACCAUGACCGGGACUACCUCCUCCUGAAGGCCGCGGUGACACGCAGGCCCGUCACGCGGGGGCCGGAGCGCAGCAAUGUGCCGCCAAAAUACUUUGGAGAUAAUGUCACAGCGACGAACUUCAAGAUCUAUCACCCCGACUUUAUCCGGUACCUCAGAAACAGGUUCCUGCGCUCCUCAACCAUGAAAACCAAGUACAUGAACAUUUAUCGACCGUCCACUGGUGCCGUCAUGCUUCUGGCUGCGGUGCACACCUGUGACCAGGUGGACGCCUACGGCUUCAUGACGCCAGACUAUACCAAGUAUUCUGACCACUACUAUGACAAGGUUUACCGGCGUGUCGCCUUCUACGUCAACCACGACAUGCGCAUGGAGAUGCAGCUGUGGCAGCAGCUAAACAAGGCAGGCCUCAUCCGCCUCUACAUGCGGGCCUGAGUCCUCCCCCCCCCCCCUGGUUGCCAUGGCACCACAUCCUGCUUCCAGAACUGUCGGGUGUUUGUCGGAAACACACAAUUGUCAGUGUUCGGUGAGCGAGAGGGAACACUUUCCACUUCCUUAUAUUCAUCCAAUAAAUCCGUAUAUUUAUUUUAUUUCUCAGUUUGUAUUGAAGCUACUUGUGAAAUGAGUCCGAUUCUGUUUGCCUUUCAUUCCCUGUGAUUACGGAGACCGUCCUGGUCUCAGCUUAUUGUGCUCUGCGAAAGUCAUGGUCUGCAAUUCCACCAAGUGGGCUUCCUCUGAUUUAUGUCUGCAAAAUAUUGAAGGAAAUGUCUGUGAUCUAUCGGACCUCUGCACCAAUGCCGCGACUCUCAAAGGUCCCAACAGAUGUAUUUAUGCUGGCACAUUCUAUGUAAAUAUGAUUUUUAAAUUAUUUUUUUAAUGAAUCAUGUGUGAGCUUACAGAAAACACACACAAGUGCCUGUUAAAUUUUCUUUUGCGAUUUUCCUGUUUCUUACGGAACAGCUGAUGUGAAUGUACUGUGAGGGCCAUGUCCGUGGCGAUGGCCGCGUGCUGUGUCAUGUGAUCAUUGGCUUCGGUUCAACAGCUAAUGGUGAAUCCAGUUGAGAUUUUAUUAACAGAUUAAUGCACAAAAUCUAAAUGCAUUUCUAAUUAACUGGUGUUUUGGAUCCAAUUGUGUUUGAGUUGUUUUUAAUAAAAGUUUUUAAUAAGUCCA
Messenger RNA from Paramormyrops kingsleyae, 2240 nucleotides. It is a transcript of the gene st6galnac, whose product is annotated as ST6 (alpha-N-acetyl-neuraminyl-2,3-beta-galactosyl-1,3)-N-acetylgalactosaminide alpha-2,6-sialyltransferase. The record is from RefSeq and is a predicted model, not a curated record. Gene Ontology annotation, molecular function: sialyltransferase activity. Lineage: Eukaryota; Metazoa; Chordata; Actinopteri; Osteoglossiformes; Mormyridae.